UACUAUAAGUAAAAUGCUGGACGAACAUGAAACCUCCAGAGUCCAGAAUGAGGUGAAGACAAGCCAGCGAGCGCUCAAGCAAGCGUGAUCCUGGGGUUAGGGUUGCUCUAGCAGACUGCGUCCUCAUCGUCGUCAACGUCGAGCACGCACCUUCAUUCCCAAAGCCCUCCAAACACUAACCGUACGUCUGUUCUGCACCCGAUGAUCCAGGAGAGAGCACUUGAGCGCAUUCUCGCCGGUCGGCGAAGGAUGGAUUGACUGCUCUGACUCUGGAUGUGCGACGCGCCAGCGCUGACGAUCAUACGUGUUCUUCUCAAUCCAGAUGUCUGCCACCAUCGAGGAACUCCCUUCCGACCACUCUGAGCACGAGCAUGAUCACGAUCAUGACCAUGAGGAGGAUCCCACCUCCCAAGCUGCCCUCGAUAAGAUUCAGUCGCGUUCGGAGCGCAAGGCCAGGAAGGCUCUCCUUGGGCUUGGAUUGAAGAAAGUCCCCGGUAUCACUCGGGUGACUCUCAGAAGACCAAAGAACAUCUUGUUCGUGAUCGCGUCUCCCGAUGUCUACAAGUCGCAGAACAGCGACUGCUACAUCGUCUUCGGUGAGGCUAAGGUCGAGGACAUGAACUCCCAGGCUGGUCUAUCUGCUGCCCAGCAGCUCGCUUCUGGUGGCGGAGCUGGCAACGUCCCAAACCUUGAGAGCUCUGGUGUUGGCGGCGGUGACGAGGACGAGGACGAGAUCCCCGAGUUGGAGCCAGUUGAGGAGGGUACUGUCGAUGAGACCGGUAUUGACGCAAAAGACAUCGAACUCGUCAUGCAACAAGUUGGAUGCUCACGCGCGAAAGCUGUUCGAGCACUAAAGGACAGUGGAGGAGAUUUGAUCAACGCCAUCAUGGCUGCGAGCGAGUAGUUGCUGCUAUCUGUUUUGCUUCCUCUGUACGCUGCAUAUCGUUGCUUGAUCCCAUUGCAUUGCAUAUCCCAUCUCCGGCAUGAUACCUUGUCAGUCUGACAUGGAAGUCACGCUCUUGCUCUUGGCUGCAUGAAGUGCGAGAUCGAAGUUCAAGGUGAACUAACUGCAUUCCCAACGUCUAAGUUCUACAUAGUAGUUCGACCUUUCCCAAUCAUCUUGGACAAUCUCUAUCCCAACAACUCCACUGGCUCCCUCUGGCUGAUUUCCAAUCUGAAGGCCCAUGCCUUGAGCAGCUUCGCAAACUAAUGUCCUCAGCUCUCCCUUCGCGAACAUAUGAUAAUACCGAUUGAAAACUUUCUCUUGGUCUUGCGACGUAGGAAUUGGUGAUCUAUCUGUCUCCGGUUGAAUCUUCCUUUUGGGCUGCCCUUGCGAUUUCAACACCCAGGGUACAAAUACGUCUUGCCCUCCAUUCUCCGCAGGUGACUCUGUCGGAACAGUCCUUUUCGAGAGCUCAUCUUGUUCGAUCGCCCAUACAUAAAUUAGACACCGUCCAUGUGAGGGGGAUAGACAUUUCAGUAACCUCUGUAGGAUAUUGAGCAAGAAAGCAGAUGGUUUAGUAGACAUACAUACUUGUACAGCUAACCUGCGUCUUGCAUGCGUUGAUAGGUGAUGUAUUGUAGCAAUCGAAAUGGCAUAAUCCUGCACAUGUCUUCAGUC
This is a messenger RNA of Somion occarium, 1621 nucleotides long. The record is from the annotation of a GenBank genome assembly. NCBI's taxonomy places the organism in Eukaryota, Fungi, Basidiomycota, Agaricomycetes, Polyporales, Cerrenaceae.